AAGCCGCCGCAGCGGUAGCGCCCGAGUUGUCCUUAGCAUGCUCGCCUCUCGGCACCGUCGGCGACGGGUACUUGCUGCAGCCAUCCGGCAGAAGCACCAGCAGCAGCUGCUGCCUUUCUUCCCGGGUCUUUAACGCCUGGCUUGCUUCUCCCGCUACUGCCGCCGCCGCUUCCAGCACCUCCUUCUCCGGGUGGGGCGAUUAUGAACUAACCGGGCGACUACACUGAUAGCCCAGCUUCUCUCUUUUCCCUGGUCUUACUUCUUUUCAUAAAACCCUCAAGGCACAGAGGAAGAGUCACAAACAUUGCCAUGAAACCCAAUCUGAAACAAUGGAAACAAGUCAUGCUGUUUGGAAUAUUUGCCUGGGGCCUCCUGUUCCUAUUUAUCUUCAUAUAUUUCACCGAUAGCAACACCACAGAUGCAGUUCCUAGUUCCUUCUCGUAUGUUGAGACUAAAAGACUCUUGCCUAUUCAAGGCAAACAGAGAGUUAUCAUGGGAGCAAUUCAUGACCCACCCUUCUCCGAAACAGUCAAUGAGAUGCUCUUCAACAAAGAUGUCUUAGAUUCAUUUAAGUCAGAGAGUGGGAACAUAAAAAAGUGGACUGGCUUAGAUAAUAGUUUUGAAAGUGAAGAAUUUUUUCCUUCUCAGUUAAGAAGAAAAUCCAAAAGUAAUUUUCAUCAGAGGAAUGGUGAUUAUUUAUUUACUGCUGGUCAGUCUCAGUUAUCAAAUAAUGUUCAGCGAAUAAUGAAAUUAAACUCUGCACAGGGGGAAGUUCAGAAGAGGAACAUUUUACAGAAUUCUUGGUUCCCUCAAAAGAAGAUAAAGAAAAGACACAUAAAUCACAGAAGAAGCGAACUGGUUGAAGAGUCCCAUGAAUGGAAUGAAAUUUAUACCACAAUGUCAAAAUCGUUCCUGUUCAGGCUUUGGAGGGGGGAUGUCUCCUCCAAGAUGCUGAAUCCCCGCCUUCAGAAAUCAAUGAAAGAUUACUUGAAUGCCAAUAAGCAUGGGGUGAAGUUCAGGGGGAAGCAAAACUCCCAACUGACUUCAGAACAACUCUUCUGUGAGCUCAAGGCACGUGUAAACAUCAGAACCAUUGAUGGCGAGGAAGCUCCCUUUUCAGUCCUUGGUUGGAAAAAACAUGUCCCUCAAACUUCACUGAAUAAAUUAUAUCCUCGAGGAUUUGGAAGCUGUGCUGUCGUUAUGUCUGCUGGUGCCAUACUGAACUCUUCUCUGGGGCAUGAAAUAGAUUCUCAUGAUGCAGUUCUGCGAUUCAAUUCUGCUCCAACAAAAGGUUAUGAAAAAGAUGUUGGAAAUAAAACUACAAUGCGCAUCAUUAAUUCCCAGAUUCUUACUAAUCCUAAUUAUCAUUUCGUCGGUAACUCCUUGUAUAAAGAUGUUAUUUUAGUGGCUUGGGAUCCUGCUCCUUAUUCUUCAAAUUUAGAUAAGUGGUAUAAGAAUCCAGACUACAACUUGUUUACUCCAUAUGUACAGUAUCGCAGUAAGAAUCCAAACCAGCCAUUCUACAUUCUUCAUCCAAAAUUUAUAUGGCAGCUCUGGGAUAUUAUUCAGGAGAACACUAAAGAGAAAAUACAACCCAACCCUCCUUCGUCAGGUUUCAUUGGGAUUUUCAUCAUGAUGUCCAUGUGCAGUGAAGUCCAUGUGUACGAAUAUAUUCCAUCCAUCCGACAAACUGAUCUUUGCCACUAUCAUGAACACUAUCAUGAUGCAGCUUGUACCUUGGGGGCUUAUCACCCUCUGCUUUAUGAGAAACUGCUGGUGCAGAGGAUGAACACAGGACUCAAGGAGGAUUUAUAUCGGAAAGGAAAAGUGAUUUUGCCAGGAUUUCGGUCAGCGAGAUGCCGACAACGAUUCUGGUUCCCAUAAGAAUAAUAUCUUUCUCAAACAAUGUGCAAUAAGAUGCUAUAGUCAUACUGAUAAAUAGCAGAAAUACUUGAAAAAUGGAUCCUAGACUAACCAGUCUUUAGUCUACAGUGUGUAGUUAAGUAGCAGGCAUGAUGGAAAUUCUUGUUUCUAGGGCCUCUUAUUAUUUCUUUGUAAGGUGUUUUUUUUUAAAGAUGUAGCUUUUUGAGAAAUGCAAAAUAUAGUGAAAAUAAACUUGGGUAUUUAUAUGUGGUUUGCCAGAAAACAUCAACAUUUUUACUUACAUGUGGCAGAUUAAAGCCUUUUAGAAGAAGCAUUUUGUUAGUUUAGUGUAAUCCAAUAAAACAGUUCUUAGAACAAAAUAAAAAUGGAAUCAUAGCAAACAGUUCUAACCUAGGAUUUCUAUCCUUUCCCUAUUCUAAAAAAAAUUAAAACAAGAACAAUAAAAAGAACAAAAACUGGAUGUGUAUUUAAUACAAUUGGCCAUAUUCUUUUCAUUCAAUUUUUUGUCUAGUGCUAGAACAUGGCAUCCCUGUCUUAUAAAUAUUUUAUGCUAGUCUAUUUUAAAAUUAAAGACUAUUUGAUUAAAUAUAUAUAGAUAGAUUUAUAGAUAUAUAGGA
Thamnophis sirtalis is the source of this 2501-nucleotide messenger RNA. It is a transcript of the gene ST6GAL2, whose product is annotated as ST6 beta-galactoside alpha-2,6-sialyltransferase 2. The record is from RefSeq and is a predicted model, not a curated record. Gene Ontology annotation, cellular component: Golgi apparatus. Gene Ontology annotation, molecular function: beta-galactoside alpha-2,6-sialyltransferase activity. Gene Ontology annotation, biological process: sialylation. NCBI's taxonomy places the organism in Eukaryota, Metazoa, Chordata, Lepidosauria, Squamata, Natricidae.